UCCAAACUCUCAGCCUGAAAUCAUUAACAAAAAUGGGUCAGUGCACUUCUUGAACAGAGGAAGACCAAGAGAUUCAGAUCGAGGAGAGCCAGAAUGCUUCUAAAGACCAAUACUGGAAGACCCCAGUGAAUAAACUCACAAAGAAGUUUAUCCCAGACGAUAAGAAGACCGAAGAAGCUCUAGGAGACGUAGAAGAACAGAUUAAUCCCAAAAGAGUUCAAUUGGCCUUUAGUAAAUAAAAUAACAGAGAAAUAUCACAAAAGAAAGACUGUAGCUUCCAUCGAUGACUGGAUUCCCAGUCAGAAGGAAGAACCUGAGAGCUUUCAAGAGUAUGCAGAGUCUGACUACAACAAAGUAUCUACUGAGAGUCAUACUGUUUAUAUCCAGCCCUUGGAUACCUCAAUGACCAAAGAAUUCCUAUCCACUUGUCAAAAGUACUGUUUAGCUUACUUCUACCCACUUCCCGUUGUAAUAUCCAAAUUUCGAGAUAUCACAAAGUCAAAAAUCAGGAACAGGAAGUGACUACAAGGGUUCGUUCAGUACCAUAGUGGAGACAUCAUGAAGAGGGCCAAGAAGUGGAUCCCUGAUGAUGCUUACUGCAUGAUCUGUAUCCUCAACAUGGACUUGUACCCUCAAGACUCUUGGAACUUUGUGUAUGGCCAAGCUUAUCUGUGGGAGAGGACUGGAGUCUUCAGCUUUGCGAGGUAUAAUCCAGAGUUUUAUGGAGAAGACCAUGGCAUGAGUGGUGAAGAGCUGAGAGAGCUGGUCAUGUUCAGAAGUAUAGGGACUAUGGUUCAUGAAAUAGGCCAUAUGUUUGGAAUGGGGCAUUGAGUGUAUUAUGAAUGUGCGAUGAAUGGUUCUAUGUCAGCUGAAGAAGCAGAUAAGCAGCCAAUGCAGCUAUGUCCGAUAUGACUUCGUAAACUCUGGCAUAACAUUGGAUUCGACCCCCUUGAAAGAUAUCAGGCUUUAGUUGAAGCUAGUAGAGUGAGCUCAAGUUUUGACGAGACUAAAGGAUGGUAUUCUAAAAUAGUCAGGCAUCUCAAAAAAAUUUAUGCAAAAGAAGUGCUGGAGGAACCAUUUACAAAGGAUUAUGAAAAUAAUAUCAACGAGACUUCUACAGUUAAAAAACAAAGCUAAGUGCAUAUUUGUAGAUUUUAGAAGAUAUUCUAUUAAAAUUUCAG
Moneuplotes crassus is the source of this 1181-nucleotide messenger RNA. The record is from the annotation of a GenBank genome assembly. NCBI's taxonomy places the organism in Eukaryota, Ciliophora, Spirotrichea, Euplotida, Euplotidae.